Messenger RNA from Tilletiaria anomala UBC 951, 1124 nucleotides. RefSeq lists its product as uncharacterized. Lineage: Eukaryota; Fungi; Basidiomycota; Exobasidiomycetes; Georgefischeriales; Tilletiariaceae. The record is from RefSeq and is a predicted model, not a curated record. The transcript is spliced from 6 exons. Bases 191 to 1036 code for a protein of 281 amino acids.
ACUCUUGUCUAGCUCUUUGACCUCGACCAUUCAUCUCAAGCUGUGCUCGUUGCGUGCAUUUCAACUUUCAAUUUUCUGUACGCGGAUGUGCGAGUGCCAGAUGUGGACGAGCACGCGAGCCGUGCUCUGAUGGUCCUGUAGGACCGUGACAAGGUGCUGUCUCAGUGUUUCGAUCACUCUGCCUUACGCCAUGCGUUCACAGGAAUCAAGUCUCCCCAAGCGCUGGACAUUCGCCCACUGGGAUUCGCUUUGGUCGACUCUCAGACCACGUUCAAAGUGGUAUGGCUUGCUGUGCCUUAUAAAAAGUUGUACCUCGCAAACGUGGUGCAGUAGCGACGAAAGAGUUUGCGUGUCUUGCAUGCAUGGAAACUUCACCGGGCGAGUGUGGCAAUCCUGGCCGACCAGGCAUCCCACGCCUCCAGGUUGCCAUUGUCCUCGCCCAUCUACUAUCCACUGCCCCGAGACCAGGUUCAAGGCCGAUAUGGCCGCCCUGGGGGCAGCCUUGGCUCGGCGCCGCUUCACGCGCUGCAGCGUGUGCGAAAAUGGAACUGAAGACAACCCUUUUCGCUGUCUGCACCUCAUACACCAGCAUGACGAACCGACUCGGCCGUCGGUGCCGUCCUGCAAACGUCGUACUACUUGCAUGCCUUUCACUCCUUUUGUGGAUCCUGGCAGCCAUUUUCUCCACCGUCUCCCUCUCAACGGUACACGCGGUGGUAUACUCCAUUCCUCUCGAUGUCGAGUAAAUGUAUUACCUUGCAUCUCUCGCGCACAUGAGUCUGCCACAGCAGACUCCAAGUCGCCAUCUGUCACCCAGCCAUCAAGAGCGCGUUCUCCAUCCUCAGGCAAGGGCGCGGACGAAUCACACUCGUCUUUGUCUUUCUCAAGAACCCGCUCGCCAACUAUCCACGCUGUGGCUCUGCCUGGGCCCCGUCAUUUUGACAAUGGCGGAAAACCGCACGAAAGCAUAGUAGAACCCGGCGAGCGUUCCAAAGAUCCGAUGGGUGCAAGCACACACCGCCACGCGAUCGUGUAGAUGCGAACAAGGAGGCACAACAGCGGUCACGUACGCUCUCCGUUUCUACUCCUGCGCAGGGCAGCACGGUGGGCGAGACUGACUUCUG